Molecule: messenger RNA, 738 nt
Organism: Eutrema salsugineum
Lineage: Eukaryota; Viridiplantae; Streptophyta; Magnoliopsida; Brassicales; Brassicaceae
Exons: 2
Coding region: 1-738 (245 amino acids)
Source: RefSeq, a predicted model, not a curated record
AUGUCAAACAUUCAGAAGGUCGAAUAUGAGGCACUCACUGUCUCCGGAGAUAACUACCUUAAAUGGGCCCUUGACACCAAGAUCUACCUCAACUCAAAAAGUUUGGGUGAAUGCAUCAAAGAUCCCAACACCGCGACUCAAACAGAACGGUACUCGGCGAUAUUUAUUAUCCGCCAUCACCUCGCUGAGUCUCUCAAGCAACAAUACCUCACUCUUGAGGAUCCACUCGAACUUUGGGUGGCACUGAAAAAGCGAUAUGACCAUCAGAAAACGGUCAUACUGCCCCAAGCCAAGUUCGACUGGAAGAACCUACGGUUCGAAGAUUUCAAAUCCAUCGAAGAAUUCAAUUUCGAACUCUUUCGGAUAGUUGCACUCAUAAAACUAUGUGGCGAGGAGGUCACUGAUAAGGAUAUGCUAGAGAAAACAUUCUCUACUUUUGGCACUCCCAAUGUUGUUCUCCAACAACAAUACCGUGCCAUGAAUCAUAACACCUAUGAGGAUUUGAUAUCUUGCUUACUGCUUGCUGAGAAGAACAAUCAGCUUCUGUUGAGGAACAAUCCUCAGAUCGUGGACGUGGACGUGGAAAUGGACAUGGACUGCGCGGCAGAGGACGCGGUAGACCGAACCAAGAUAACCGACCUAACCUCAGUUUUGGUCGGGGUAAGGGUCGUGGUAUCAACAAACCGACCCAAAGAGGCAGUUCAUCUAGACCAACUCCUUGCUCAAGAUGCGGAAUGA